UCAGCUAUAGAUAGAUAGCUGUUGAUGAAAAGAAAAUGAUGAAUUGCCAAAUAACAAGAAAUAAAAUGACCAAUAUGAUGGUUGAACCAUUUUCAACAUGGAAACCAAAAUUUCUGUUCAUUUUUUUAUUGUUGAUGUUUUUAUUGCCAUUGUAUUGCACACUUUCGGUUGUGAACAUUACGGCAAUUAGUCAUUCAAAUGCACACGAACAAAUUGUAACAUCAUCAUCCACCUCCGUCUCUACAAUAGUUCCGAUAACAACGGUAGUAAACAUUAGUGACCGCUCAUCUUCCAUACGCCCUCGUAGAUAUCUUCAUCAUCAAUUAAGAGAUUCCACCUUUUCUUCUUCCAAUUAUUUUGAUAGUUUGCCAUCAUUAAAAUCGCCAAUAGAUUAUCAUUGGACUAAUCAUCUUUAUUAUGAUGAUGAUAAUGAUGAUUAUGAACAUUAUAACCAUGAUAGUAAUGGCGGUCCUGAAUAUUCAGGUCCAAUUUUUAUUAUCGAACCUAAUAUUGCAUCUGGUUCAGAACGAUAUUAUGAUAACCAAACAUUACGAUUAACAUUGACAUGUAAAGCUCAAGGAUAUCCAAUACCAAAAAUAUAUUGGCGAAUCGAUAAUAUAACCAUGAUGAAUCAUCAUUUGAAUCAACAGGAUAUGAAUACAAUGAUGAUUAUGGAAAGUGAAACUGAAUAUAGCUGGGAUACACCACAAUAUUGGCCUCAUUUGAAUGCAAUGGUCACACUGAGAAAUGAUGGACAAACAUUGAUUAUUGGUGGAUCAUCAUCAUCAUCAAUGAACAACAAUGGUAAUAACAAUAAUCUCAAUUAUCAUCAUCAUCAACACCAUCUAUAUCAGAUGGGGAACAAUUAUAAUCAUUAUUCAUCAUCAUUUCAACAGCCAUAUAUGACCAUAUCACAUCAGAUUGAGUGCCUUGCCGUUAAUCGUUUUGGUUCAAUCAUUUCGAGACCAAUAAUCAUUUCACAACGUCAACAAGUUUUCACUAACGGAUUGAAUCGAAGCUCAUCAUCACAGUCUCAGUCAUUAUUGGCAAAUUCUUUCCUCAAACCUAUUGGACAACAUUCAGCAACGAAUAACGGAAAAUUAUUCCAUAAUAAUCAACAUCUCCAUAAUAAUAUAGCCUCUGGUCGGGAAAUGAUGUUAGAAGCAAAUCAAGAAGAUUCCGUGACAUCAUCAUCAUCAUCAUCAUCAUCUACAAUAACAGCUCAAACAUCAGAAUCGUCGAAUACAAUCGACCACAUACAAUUAUAUGACGAAUUUGUAUCUCGAGGCAAUGUAGCAGUGUUGAAGUGCCUUGUUGUUGUCAAUACAGCCAAUGGUGUUAGUCAUUUGAUGUCAGGUAAUAGUAAUGGUGGUGGCAGUAACUCUGUUGUUACAUCAUCAUCAUCAUCCGGAACAUCUUCAUCAUCAUCCUCGACAUCCGGUUCAACAUCAUCAUCAUCAUCAUCAUCAUUUCAUCACCAUUAUAAUCAUCCGAAUUUAUAUCGAAAUUAUCACUUAUCAUUGAAUGUCAUAUUUGAAUGGCGUAUUAAAAAUGGUCCUGCCGCAAGUCCAUUACCACCAAUCGAUCCAAUCAUGUUGAUUCGUUCGAAUCAAACACAAGGAAAAUAUACGGCAUAUCCAAGUGGUGAGCUACAUGUACGAGAUGUUGAUGAACAUGAUGCAAGACGAACCUAUCAAUGUGCCGUCUAUCAUCAUCAACAAUAUCAGUAUAAUAAAAAAUCACAACAACGAUUUUCAGGUAAAAUAAUAAUGUAA
Molecule: messenger RNA, 1775 nt
Organism: Dermatophagoides farinae (American house dust mite)
Lineage: Eukaryota; Metazoa; Arthropoda; Arachnida; Sarcoptiformes; Pyroglyphidae
Source: RefSeq, a predicted model, not a curated record